AUGAACUGGUUUUGGAAGAAAGCUCCGGAGGAGAAGAAAGUAAAGUCGGCGUACGAUGAUUAUGUUACUCCCCCGCCCUUUGGAAAUUACCUUGCGUCUGCGCCCGAGAAACCCAAGUCGUUAAAAAGUGAAAAACCUGCUGUAACCGAAUUCAAGGGGUUUAGCCCUCCCCCUAAAUUUGAAUUUAAGGAAGAUACCUCAGCGAGUGAUAAAUAUGAUGAGGAUUUUUCAAAAUAUACAAAAAGUAAUUUUAUCGAUUCUUCUCUUUAUGAUGAUAAACAAAAUUUAUUUGAUUUUAAUUUGAGCCAUCGGACAAGGGCAUGUUUGGAGAGCGUAAAAAUGGGGGUCAAGAUGGGCACGAUGGUUGGAGGAAUCUUCGGAAGCUUAACAGGUUUAUAUGCCUCCUUUGCACACAAAAAUCUGUUCAUUCUCCCCGUUUCGGUCAUUGGAGGGGCUGUCAGCUUUGGCUUCUUCCUCGGCUGUGGGAUGAUCGUUCGUUGUUAA
Molecule: messenger RNA, 504 nt
Organism: Plasmodium coatneyi
Lineage: Eukaryota; Apicomplexa; Aconoidasida; Haemosporida; Plasmodiidae
Exons: 1
Coding region: 1-504 (167 amino acids)
Biological process (GO): protein insertion into mitochondrial inner membrane; protein import into mitochondrial matrix
Cellular component (GO): TIM23 mitochondrial import inner membrane translocase complex
Source: RefSeq, a predicted model, not a curated record